AAUUUUCCAAAGUCCAAACUAAUUUUUUCUGUAAAGGACACUGAAUAUAUGUAUGUUGACGGGUAACACCCCCAACUUGGGCUCGUCCUCUCUCUCUCUCUCUCUCUCGCUCUCUCUGUAUGUGCCAAACUUGAUCACACGCCUGUUCCGUGUGGUGUGCGCGAGUCUCAGUCUGUGGCAUCUUCAUUCUGAGAUUCGCUGAACCAUCAAUCGGCAUUUAGCAUUCAGCAUUCAACAGCAAUCGAAUUCGGAUCCGAAUGUGGCAACGUAGAGUUCAUCAAUUCUCGGCCAUUCAACGGCGCCAUGCCGUAACUGAAUAUUGAAUCUCCAUCGCGAAUCGACAAUGUCUUGGGGAUUGGGUUGGAAGAGGCCCUCCGAGAUCUUCCACCUUACUCUCAGCUAUGGCACCGACGAUCCGCCGGAGACUCUCACCCGUACCUCAAACUCGUCGCGUUCGUCGUCUUCGUCGUCGUCGUCGUCGUCGUCCUCUUCCUCAAUCCUUUCGCAGGAUCAGGACCUCGGGUUUCGCAUCGAAUUGGAUUGGUCCGCGUCGGAGGAGGAGGAUCAGGUCGCUCUGAAGCUUCAGUCGCAGUUGAUGGUGGCUCUGCCGUUGCCGCAGGACACCGUGGUGGUUGAACUGAGGCCUCGUGAUGAUGAUGAGAAUGUGGUGGAUCUGGGAAUGAAGGUUGUUAAGAGAAGGGAGCCUCUCAGGGCUGUCACAAUGGCCAAGGCUGUUGGCUCUGGUCAGCAAAACGAGGGCACUGGGGUUUUGAUACGCUUGUUGCGCUCCGAUUUGGCUUCCUCAACGCCGAAUGAUGGAGACGCCGCUGCCUGUUGCGGUCACCAUUGGUCCACUCUUGCUGUGCUCAGUAUUUGUGGCUGUGGCUUAUCGGUGUUUCCAGUAGAGCUUACACAAUUGCCACACCUUGAGAAACUCUACCUUGAUAACAAUAAGCUGACAGUUUUGCCCCCUGAGCUUGGUGAGCUGAGAUGCUUAAGGGUGCUUAGGGUUGACAACAACAUGCUUGUCUCGGUGCCUGUGGAAUUGAGACAGUGUAUGCAAUUAGUGGAGUUGUCAUUGGAACACAACAAGCUUGUUCGGCCACUUCUUGACUUCAGGGCUAUGGCUGAAUUACGAGUUCUUAGGCUAUUUGGAAAUCCGCUUGAGUUUCUUCCUGAAAUUUUGCCCCUCCACAAACUUCGUCACCUUUCUCUUGCAAAUAUUAGGAUUGUGGCAGAUGAAAAUUUGAGAUCCGUGAAUGUGCAAAUAGAGAUGGAAAACAGUUCUUAUUUUGUUGCAUCUAGGCAUAAACUCAGUGCUGCCUUCUCUCUUAUAUUCCGCUUUUCUUCUUGUCAUCAUCCUUUACUUGCAUCUGCCCUGGGAAAGAUAAUGCAAGAUGAGGGAAAUAGAGUGUUUGUAGGUAAAGAUGAGAAUGCAGUACGACAGCUUAUAAGCAUGAUAAGCAGUGACAACUGUCAUGUGGUCGAACAAGCAUGCUCUGCUCUUUCAGCCCUUGCCUCUGAUGAUUCUGUCGCACUGCAGUUGAUGAAAGCAGACAUCAUGCAACCAAUUGGAACAGUUCUGAAAUUUGCAGGUCAGGAAGAGGUAAUAUCUGUAUUGCAAGUUGUGGUCAAGUUGGCCUUCACAUCUGAUACUGUGGCUGAGAAGAUGUUGACCAAAGAUAUUUUGAAAUCAUUGAAAAACUUGUGUGCCCAUAAAGAUCCAGAGGUACAAAGGCUUGCUCUGUUAGCUGUUGGGAAUUUGGCCUUCUGUCUAGAAAACCGUCGUAUACUUGUUACUUCUGAAAGCUUACGAGAACUUCUCUUGCGCCUGGCUGUUGCAACUGAGCCACGUGUUUACAAAGCUGCAGCUCGUGCUUUGGCAAUUCUUGGAGAAAAUGAAAAUCUGAGGCGUGCAAUAAAAGGGAGACAAGUGGCAAAACAAGGACUCCGCAUACUCUCAAUGGAUGGAGGAGGGAUGAAAGGUCUAGCAACUGUUCAAAUGCUAAAGGAAAUUGAAAAGGGAACUGGAAAACGAAUACAUGAGUUAUUUGAUUUAAUAUGUGGCACAUCAACUGGUGGAAUGCUAGCUGUUGCCCUUGGAAUUAAGUUAAUGACUUUGGAAGAAUGUGAAGAUAUAUACAAAAAUCUUGGGAAGCUUGUUUUUGCUGAACCUGUUCCCAAGGACAACGAAGCUGCAACUUGGAGAGAAAAGUUAGAUCAACUUUAUAAGAGUUCAUCACAGAGUUUUAGGGUUGUUGUUCAUGGAUCAAAACACAGUGCAGAUCAGUUCGAGAGGCUAUUGAAGGAAAUGUGUGCUGAUGAGGAUGGGGAUCUAAUGAUAGAUUCUGCCGUGAAAAGUGUGCCCAAAGUUUUUGUUGUAUCAACCUUGGUGAGCAUGAUGCCAGCACAGCCAUUUAUAUUUCGCAAUUAUCAGUACCCUGCUGGAACACCUGAGGUGGCUUUUGCAACAUCAGAUAGUUCAGGGAACACUGCAUUAGCAUCACCUAUAGGUGCACAAGUUGGCUACAAGCGCAGUGCUUUCGUUGGAAGCUGUAAGCAUCAAAUAUGGAAGGCUAUCAGAGCAUCAUCUGCUGCUCCUUAUUAUCUUGACGAUUUCUCUGAUGACGUCAACCGCUGGCAAGAUGGUGCAAUAGUGGCAAACAAUCCCACAAUUUUUGCCAUAAGAGAAGCACAACUUCUGUGGCCUGACACAAAAAUUGACUGUCUGGUUUCAAUAGGAUGUGGUUCUGUUCGAACUAGGAUGCGAAGGGGUGGUUGGCGAUAUCUGGAUACAGGGCAGGUGUUAAUUGAGAGUGCAUGCUCUGUUGAUCGUGUGGAAGAAGCUUUAAGUACAUUGCUGCCUAUGCUUCCUGAGAUACGAUAUUUUCGUUUUAAUCCAGUUGAUGAACGUUGUGAAAUGGAACUUGAUGAGACAGAUCCAACUAACUGGCUAAAGUUGGAAUCUGCAAUUGAAGAAUAUAUACAAAUAAAUUAUCAGGCAUUUGAAAAUGUGUGUGAGAGAUUGCUUCUUCCUUUCCAACAUGAAGAGAAGUGGUCAGAGAAUCUGAGAUCUAAAGUACCCAAGACAAAAGAGUCACUGAAGGGUGCUAAUGGCCCCACUUUAGGGUGGAGGCGUAAUAUACUACUUGUUGAAGCUUCACAGAAUCCAGAUUCUGGAAGAGUGAUCCACCAUGCCCGGGCGCUUGAGUCAUUUUGUGCUCGUAACAGCAUACGAUUGUCCCUCAUGCAGGGCUUGACUGGGAUUGUAAAGACUGUGCCAUCAACAACAUUCCCUACUCCAUUUGCAUCACCUCUGUUUACAGGAAGCUUCCCUUCAAGUCCCCUUGUAUAUAGUCCUGACAUUGGUCAGAGGAAUGGACGAAUUGAUCUGGUCCCACCUUUAAGUUUAGAUGGUCAAUUGGGAAAAACAGCUGCAUCACCUCCUAUGUCUCCUCGAGGACUUAGACAGCUCUCUUUACCUGUUAAAUCAUUGCAUGAGAAAUUGCAGAACUCACCGCAAGUGGGUGUUAUACAUUUAGCUCUUCAGAAUGACUCAGAUGGCUUGAUUGUGAGUUGGCACAAUGAUGUAUUUGUGGUGGCUGAACCUGGAGAGCUUGCUGAGAAAUUUCUACAAAAUGUUAAAUUCAGUUCGUUGUCAACAAUGAGGAGCCAUCGCAGGAAGGGCGCAUCUCUCUUGGCCAAUAUUUCUACUAUUUCUGAUUUAGUUGCCUUUAAACCUUAUUUUCAUAUUGGAGGCAUUGUCCACCGUUAUCUAGGCCGUCAAACCCUAGUUAUGGAGGAUGAUCAAGAAAUUAGUUCAUAUAUGUUUCGUAGGACUGUCCCUUCUAUGCACUUAUCACCUGACGAUGUACGAUGGAUGGUUGGAGCUUGGAGAGACAGGAUCAUAAUAUGCACAGGGACAUAUGGACCUACUCCUGCUCUUAUUAAGGCCUUUCUAGACUCAGGUGCCAAAGCUGUUGUUUGUCCUUCAAAUGAACCCCCAGAGUCUCCGUUGACCAACUUCGAUGGUUCCAAAGAGUUGAACGUGAUGGAAAAUGGUAAGUUUGAAAUUGGAGAGGAUGAAGCGGAUGACGAGAACAUACCUGAUAGCCCAGUAAGUGACUGGGAAGAUAGUGACGCCGAGAAAAAUGGGGACCGCACAUUUUCUUUAUGGGACAGUGACGAAGAGGAACUGUCACAAUUUGUUUGUCUGUUGUAUGAUUCAUUAUUCAGGGAGGGUGCUAGCAUCAAUGUUGCUCUGCGACAUGCUCUUGCCUCAUAUCGAAAAAUGGGGUAUGUGUGCCAUCUUCCCGGCGUACAAUAAUUUGUUCACUUAAUCUUACACAAUAAAAACAAAACAAAACAAAGGACGAGAGAAGAGGUGGAAAAAAAAACAAGGAAAGAAAGAUAAGCAGCAGUCUGGGUGAGAAUAUGUUCUUAUAAAAUUAUAGUCGAUAACCAAUUUUGAGGCU
Abrus precatorius (Indian licorice) is the source of this 4475-nucleotide messenger RNA. RefSeq names its product phospholipase A I-like. The record is from RefSeq and is a predicted model, not a curated record. Gene Ontology annotation, molecular function: protein binding; glycerophospholipase activity. Lineage: Eukaryota; Viridiplantae; Streptophyta; Magnoliopsida; Fabales; Fabaceae. Gene Ontology annotation, biological process: fatty acid metabolic process. Gene Ontology annotation, cellular component: membrane. Bases 344 to 4327 code for a protein of 1327 amino acids. The transcript has 18 exons.